AUGUCGACUCUCGCGUCUUUUGCCGACGAAGUUCAUCGGCAGCGCGAGUCUCCCAAUAGUGGGAAUCUCUCAGGCACCGAUGCAGCCGCCACUUGCAGCGCACCCAAGCCUCAACAAAAGGCCCGGCGCCGAAACCGGGUGAUCCAAUCAUGUCUUGAGUGCCGUCGGAGGAAGGUAAAAUGUGACAGGGAAAAUCCAUGUGAAAAUUGUCGUGCAUUGCAACAGCAAUGCAUCUAUGUCACUUCUAUGAACCCAGAUACCCAGCUUCGUCAAAAGUUGACUGAGAUGAAGGAGGCUAAAGAUGCAAUCGAUAACACUCUUAGAGAUCAUCCAGGAUCCCCAAAAGGUGGCUCCCGGCGAAAACGAACAAGAAAUUCUGAAGAGCCGGAGGAGCCCAUAAGCGAUGAUUCGGAAACUUCUGUCAAUAAUGGACAUUUGGAGCCGACACCGCUAGCAGUUCAAGAUGCAGCCUACGCGGACGAAGCGGAUGAUGUUGAAGAUCUUGGUUUUAGGAUUGGCAGAAUGAGGCUCGGAGAGAGGAUCGGAGGCCACUACCGUCCAAUGAUUGCAGAUGAGGUGUGCUGCAAUCUUACUUUACCUUCAACAGAAUCCCAGAAGGUCUUCUCCCUCAACACCGUCACCGAGUCCCCCGGCUUCUUCGGGGGAUUCUUUGACUCGGUAUCUCCCCCUCGCGGUGCUGCAGAUAAAUUAAUGGAAUACUAUUGGGAUGCGGUCCAUCCAGUAUCCCGGGUUGUCCACCGACCUUCAUUCGUUCAACGAUACGAAACCUUGUGGGAGACAAUAGAGAAUGGGUAUCCUAUACCCCCAUCGCUUGCAGCAAUUGUUUACUCCAUGCUAUUCUCUGCUUCAGUUGCGAUGUCUGAAGAACAGGUUUCAGAACUUUUCCAAACCUCCAAGCAAUAUUUGAAGGAUAGUUUACAACUGGGUGCUGAGCUAGCUCUCGGUAGAGCUAACUUGCUUAGAGCGAGCAAGACUGAGACUUUACAGGCACUCGUUGCAUACUUGCUUUCAAUGUGCGUCAGCGGGAUAUCUCGUGCUCACUCUGUUUUGACCGGUAUGUUGAUUCGACUGGCCGAGUGCAUGGGGCUGCAUCGUGAUCCUACUGAGUUUGGAUUUUCCCCUACUGAAUGCCAUACUCGACGCUUAGUAUGGUAUCAAAUCUGCUAUCUUGAUCUCAAGACAAGUUCGAUCCAAGGCCCCCGCCCGUUCAUCCACGAGGACGGGUAUACAACUCAGCUUCCUCUGGAUGUGACUUCGUUGCAAGCAUCCACGGAUAAGCCACAAGCUUGGAACGACAUGAUAUAUUUUUUGGUUCGAUUUGAGUGCCAGGAAAUGACUCGCCGAAACAUAGCAUUACGCAAUAGACUUGACCAAAAGAAGCUCGGCCUAACAAAAGUCUUAUCAAAGAUAGAGGCUUUCCGCAUUGAUAUGGAUGCUAAAUAUGGCCCUUAUUUCAACGUGUCGUCUCCAAGUCCGAUGCAGAAAAUGACCAGUCUAGUGCUUAAGCUUUUUACAAGCCUCUUAUACAUCAAUAUCUUAAAUCGAUACAUGACCAGUGUCGCAUAUCGGAUUCCCGACAGGUUGCGCCAAAUAGUGCUGACCAAAGGCACCGACGCUUUGGAAGCCGCAGUGGAGUUAGAAUCAGCAAAGGACCUUCAGAAAUGGGCGUGGUAUAGCUCUUCUUGGCAGGAAUAUCAUACUGCAUUUCUCUUGCUUCUCGAGGUUUUCUUCUUUCCAAUGCGCAGAGAGUCAAGCCGCAUAUGGAGUUGUCUGGAUUUUAUUUUUGCGGAUGUUAUCUCGACUCUCCCUCCUCCACUGGAACAAAUAGGAACGACGCAGAGCGUUCAAGAAAUCGUUGCACACCGAGACAUGAAAGCGAGAUAUUUGCUGAUGUUGAUUGCUGAGCACACGCGUGCUUACCAAAAAGCGAAAGGAAUCAAGACACCCGUCCGGUUCAAAGACUCCAUGAUUAUCCUUCCACCCCAAAAGGCUGGUGAUGAUUCCGAUCCCAGGAUGCCACUCAACUAUGCACACGGGAAACCGAAGGCUGAAUACAAUGCUCGAUAUGCUUCAAUGCCUCCAAGUGGUGUCAUGCCUGGAUAUGCCGAAGUACAGUCUCAAAUAUCCCACCCACCCACAGGAAUGUCACUAGAAAGUGGAACUGGACCUGUCAAUGAGUACUUGAAUACUCCCAGCAACACAAAUAAUACUUGGGGGACUACUAUUGGAGGGUUCCCCCCUUUUGGAGAUCCAUUACUUGGCAAUCCGAUGCUUCACUCAGGCUACAACAACUCCUCAACGAACACAACAGGGAGCUCGUCGGCAGGAUAUGGUGAAAUGAAUGGACAGCCGGAUUACAUAGGUUCACAGAUGCUAGAGAUCGACUGGAACCUUUGGAAUACCAUAUUCCCGCCACAAAUCAACGAUGGCAACCUGGACAUCCCCGAUGAUGAUUUGUGGAGUAUAGGUGAUAGUCUCGACCGACGGAUAUUCUAG
Molecule: messenger RNA, 2517 nt
Organism: Penicillium crustosum
Lineage: Eukaryota; Fungi; Ascomycota; Eurotiomycetes; Eurotiales; Aspergillaceae
Product: Zn(II)2Cys6 transcription factor
Exons: 6
Coding region: 1-2517 (838 amino acids)
Biological process (GO): regulation of DNA-templated transcription; DNA-templated transcription
Molecular function (GO): DNA-binding transcription factor activity, RNA polymerase II-specific; zinc ion binding; DNA binding
Source: RefSeq, a predicted model, not a curated record